Miniopterus natalensis is the source of this 2799-nucleotide messenger RNA. It is a transcript of the gene UBA5, whose product is annotated as ubiquitin like modifier activating enzyme 5. The record is from RefSeq and is a predicted model, not a curated record. Gene Ontology annotation, cellular component: cytoplasm; cytosol. Gene Ontology annotation, biological process: protein ufmylation. Gene Ontology annotation, molecular function: UFM1 activating enzyme activity. Lineage: Eukaryota; Metazoa; Chordata; Mammalia; Chiroptera; Miniopteridae.
UUUCCCUGAGAGGGGGAGUGGUAACUGCAACCGGAAGCGGCACCGCGGAAGCGCUGGGGCGGCCCGCGGGAGCGGCGGAGACGUGUCCAUCCGUGAGGCGCCGGCAGCGCCCCCUCAGGGUUCCGGGCUGGGAGGGCCGCUAGGUGCCACCUUAUACACUCCUUACGGGCCCAGCAGCCUGUCAACGUGGGGCGGCGGCGGCGGCGACGGCCCGGGCUGGGAGCGUUGGCGGCCGGAGUCCCAGCCAUGGCCGAGUCUGUGGAGCGGCUGCAGCAGCGGGUGGAGGAGCUGGAGCGGGAACUGGCCCAAGAAAGAAGUCGGCGGGCCCCGGGGGGCGGCGACGGAGGAGGCUGCCGGGCCCGCAUCGAGAAGAUGAGCUCGGAGGUGGUGGACUCCAACCCCUACAGCCGCCUGAUGGCAUUGAAACGAAUGGGAAUUGUAAGCGAUUAUGAGAAAAUCCGUACCUUUGCUGUAGCAGUAGUAGGUGUUGGUGGAGUUGGUAGUGUGACUGCUGAAAUGCUGACAAGAUGUGGCAUUGGUAAGUUACUACUCUUUGACUAUGACAAGGUGGAACUGGCCAAUAUGAAUAGACUUUUCUUCCAGCCUCAUCAAGCAGGAUUAAGUAAAGUUCAAGCAGCAGAACAUACUUUGAGGAACAUUAAUCCUGAUGUUCUUUUUGAAGUACACAACUAUAAUAUAACCACAGUAGAAAACUUUCAACAUUUCAUGGGUAGAAUAAGUAAUGGUGGAUUAGAAGGAAAACCUGUUGACUUAGUUCUUAGCUGUGUGGACAAUUUUGAAGCUCGAAUGGCAAUAAAUACAGCUUGUAAUGAACUUGGACAAACAUGGAUGGAGUCUGGGGUCAGUGAAAAUGCAGUUUCGGGGCACAUACAGCUCAUAAUUCCUGGAGAAUCUGCUUGUUUUGCGUGUGCCCCACCACUUGUAGUGGCUGCAAAUAUUGAUGAAAAGACUCUGAAACGAGAAGGUGUUUGUGCAGCCAGUCUUCCUACCACUAUGGGAGUGGUUGCUGGGAUCUUGGUACAAAAUGUGUUAAAGUUUCUGUUAAAUUUUGGUACUGUUAGUUUUUACCUCGGAUACAAUGCAAUGCAAGAUUUUUUUCCUACCAUGUCCAUGAAGCCAAAUCCUCAGUGUGAUGACAGAAAUUGCAGGAAACAGCAGGAAGAAUAUAAGAAAAAGGUAGCAGCACUGCCCAAACAGGAGGUUGUUCAAGAAGAGGAAGAGAUAAUACAUGAAGACAAUGAGUGGGGUAUUGAGUUGGUAUCUGAGGUUUCAGAAGAGGAACUGAAAAAUUCUUCAGGUCCAGUUCCUGACUUACCUGAAGGAAUUACAGUGGCCUAUACAGUUCCCCAAAAGCAAGAAGAUUCUGUACCUGAUGUAACAGUGGAAGAUUCUGGUGAAAGCUUGGAAGAUCUCAUGGCCAAGAUGAAGAAUAUGUAGGUAAUGGACUGGCCUAUAUUUAAUUGCAAAGCCUAUUCCUUUGCAAUUAAAAAAUGUCAUUUUAAAACUGGCAAAACUUAGGGCAAUAUCAGUUGAUGUAUAAUCUUCUCUGAUUUGUUAUACUUUUUGAAAAUACUAUGACUGUUGCUUGUUGUUACCCCACCGUCAACUAAAUCCAUAACUCUCCUAAAACUCAUGUUUCAUUCUAGUAAGGAAAUUUCAAAGGAUUAUCUUAGGCAGUUAUAGAUCUUAUUGAAAAUGUAGUCAUUGAAAUGUUUUGGCCUUUUGUGAGGGAUGGGAAGAAAUUUGAUGCUAUGUACAUUCCUUUUCUUUCCAGUAAUACUUUGUGAUCUGUGGCCAUGAACAAUAAAGUAGUACAUGGUCCUGAAAUACAGGGAAAAGUACAAGAGGCACAGCCUGUUGAUUUGAGUUAGCAGCAUGUACUCCUUGCUUUGGAAUGGUUCUCUACAAGAGAACUGUCCACUCUACUAACUUGGCCAACAGUGAAUUUAAAAUAAAAACAUUCUGUCAGAUGUUUCCUGAUGGCAAACUGAAAUGUAGUCAUUGGAAAAGUUGUAAACUUGUGAAUUAUAUAUUCAAAAUCAGGCAACCAAAAGGAAGCUUUUUUCAAGGACAGACAGGUAAAGGUACUUUGAGGAAGUACAAGUUAUAUUUCUGCACUGACCAAGGAAAAGAAAUCAUUGCAUCUGUGGGACAUGUAUCUGGAAUUACUGUACUUUAUUGAGAAGCAAGGGAUACAUUUAGGCUAAGAUCAUCUAGAUUAUACCCAUCAUAUGGGUUACCUUCUGAAUACUUUCUCAAUUAAAUUAGAUUCCCCAGAUAAUGAAAUAUUGGCCAGGGCUUGUUCUAGAUAGUGGGCAUUAAAGGGGCCUACAGUGCCUCUGAGAUGCCUGAUGCGUUUAUUCACUAGAAGAGGGUCAUUUUCAUGACCACUAAAUCGUAAAUGGAUAAACUGGUUUUCCCUGCACUUGCAUACAAAUAAUGAAGGCUUUGACAGUCUUGGCUGAAAUAAAUUUCCAAUGGUUUGGAGACCAAUUAAAAAAAAUGCAUGUGUAACCAUUAUCUGAGCAAGCACCCCUACCACUCAUGUUUCCAAUGUCAUGAAGCGGGAAGACAUGUAACAAGGUUCUUCUAGUAUAUUGAUCUUAACUUAUUUCCUAAAGCAGUUUUUUUAAUCCAUUUAAACUUAAUAUAUUAUAAUGUAUUAAAUUACUAUUAUCACUAAAUAAUAUUUUAAACUCUGAUAGCUUAAUUAUAAAAUCAAUGUCUGGUAUGUUUGUAAAUUAAAUUACUGCGUUCCUUUCCUCACUGGCAAACCCA